CUGAGCCAUUGGUAUUGGAGAUCGCUGAGAGGCCUCAGCCUAGACCAGAACCAGUUCAACAGAUCAGAAGGAUCUUUGAAGAUAUCAGGACAGAAGAGGACACAAGAAGUUCACUGAGGAACAUGAUAUCCGAGUUAGAAAGGUCAUUGAGGAACCCGAAUCUAUUGCAUAUGCACCUAUCCAGGUAGCCCCAGCACCCCAACCAAGAGCUCCAUCACCAGCUGAACAACACCAAGCCCCACGUCAGAAAGUUCAUCAGUUACCGCAGGCAGGAUUCAUGUCACAGACACAGAAACCUCAGCGAAGUCAAUGGGAAGAGCCUGAACCAGAGCCUGAACCUGAACCAAAACCGGAACCAUUGGUGUUAGAAAAUUGCGGAACGCCCUCAGCCACGACCAGAACCUGUUAAGUCGAUGCCUAUCACUGUUAAAAAGUUCUUUGAGGACAUCCGUACCGAGGAGGAGCACAAGAAGUUCUCCGAUGUCUCAGAGAUAAAGGUGACGAAGCUGUUUGAGGAAAUGCCUUGGCGCACUCAGUUUGACCUUCCUCAACAGGAACCAUCCGGAAUCAUCAAUAUUCCCAUUCAGGUGACUUUCGCAGCCACCAGCACAGGCGAAGCCGCCACCCAGCAGACGCGUGCAUCAACUGCCUCAGUCUGGUUUCAUGUCGAAGACGUCUGCGCUUCAGCGCGGCUACUGGUCAGAACCUGAAGAGACUUGGUGACGCCCCGCUACUACGUGGAGCAUCCUCCCUCAGACUACUACAGUGACACCGAGGUCCGCCAGUCUCCCGUCGAAAAGCGAAAGAAGAUCUUCGAGACAUAAGAACUGAAGAGGACACAAGAAGUUUACCGAGGAGCACGACAUUAAAAGUGCGGAAGAUCUUCGAAGACGGCGCACCAGCGUGGGCACCUGUAAAGGCACCCGACAGUGUUUUGCCGAGGCCAGAACCUCAGCCGCUGACAAAGACGCGUGUGCAUCAGCUGCCUCAGGCUGGCUUCAUGUCGAAGACCAGCGUGCCGCAGCGUGGCUACUGGUCGGAGCCCGAGGAAGAUUCCGAGCCAGAACCCGCGCGCAAACUCACGUCCCUGCGCGUGAUCCCGGCCCAUCCCGCAUCGGUACAAUCCGAGCCGGGGGGUGGCGUCGAGGCGCGGCGAAGCAUCUUUGAAAAUAUCACGACCGAAGAGCACCACAAGAAGUUUACGGAAGAUUACGACAUCAAAUACAAACAGGUAUUUGAGGAAGCGGCUCCACAGCCGGUACUAGCGGCGCCUCAGCCGCGGCCGGUGGCGCCCCCUCUUAAGCGCAUGCAUUCACUGCCGCACUCAGGCUUCAUGACGACAGCACAGCCAUACCAGCAGUCAUACCUAUCCGACACUGAGGUGUCAACCUCAAAAAGGAAUGUCAAGCCGCUUCCCCAGGCUGGGUUUGUUACAACAAUAAAGAAACCCGAACACAGAGCAUAUCUGUCUGAGCCAGAGACGGAACCAGAGGUUGAACACAGGCGACGUAUUUUUGAAAAGCUAACAACCGAACAGCAUGACCUACGCACUCGCGAAGAUAUAGAAAGAAAAUAUAGGACUGUAGUUGAGCCUGGUUUAGAAGCCCAUGCUCCUGCACCAGUACAGGUUUGUGCGGCACCGGCUAGAGGCAAUGCGAAAUCCCUAAAAGCUCAAAAACAGGCAGCCCACGUUACCCACAGAAACCAGUCGCUGUUAGUGCACUAGCUGAGUCCUCUCACCACCUCGUGUCGUGAUUCGAAGACUCGCUAGUAGUUUGGAAUUAGGAAAUCUCCCUAACCGUUUCGUAAAUAGGAGAUACACGUGUAGGUUACUUGUGUUGGCUGGUGGUUAAGACAAUAGAAACCAGGACGACGUGACUCGAAAACAAAAUGGCCACAAUGCUGUGCAUAGUGAUCACAACGACAGACAAUGCGCGGCGGCCUUAGACACCUCUGACUCUGAGCAUGCGAUUUUGUGAUAGAUCUAGCGUUACUCCUUACAUUUUACUAAAUGUUUCCGUUUAUAUGUCUACAGAUUUAUUAACUUAUUUAAGUGUAUACAAUUUAGAUAGAGAGAUUAGCACUCUGUGUCAUUUAAACUCGUCUCUAUCCUCUCUUGUAGUCAGUGUCAGCUGUGCUGACUGCGUGGUGUUACCAUUCUCAUUUGUGGAGCAUUACUAAACGUCAGCAGAAUAAACAGGCAUAGUUUUCAACCA
Molecule: messenger RNA, 2216 nt
Organism: Priapulus caudatus
Lineage: Eukaryota; Metazoa; Priapulida; Priapulimorpha; Priapulimorphida; Priapulidae
Exons: 6
Coding region: 1001-1726 (241 amino acids)
Source: RefSeq, a predicted model, not a curated record